This is a messenger RNA of Spirometra erinaceieuropaei, 1143 nucleotides long. Lineage: Eukaryota; Metazoa; Platyhelminthes; Cestoda; Diphyllobothriidea; Diphyllobothriidae. The record is from the annotation of a GenBank genome assembly.
AUGCUCGGUGACAAGACGGAGCCCAAACGACUGACGGCGGGCUCGAGCCCGCCUGUCUACGAGUGCCAAGCAUCCACUGAUCAUCACAAAAGUGUACCAGAACCUCACAUGAGUGACACCACGGACCUUAGGUGAGUGACAGUGUCUGGGUGUGCUCAUGUGGGAUAUAGGUGCUGGCCAACUGCGGUCUGUUUAUUCUCCUCCCUUUUUGAGUUAAUCAUAAACCAAGCCCCGGCGCGGGGGAGAAGUGCGUGCGAUUGAUGCUUCGCAAGUGUGAUAUCACAAAAACAAAUUAAAGCCUGGUUUCUGGUCUCGCCCCUCUGUGGACCACACGGUGUGUUCCGUGGGCACAGUAAAAUCGCCAGGUCCUGGUGAAGACAGUUGUAAUGACAUAGUGUAUCCCGCGGUGUUCCACCGCGUGUUUCAUAGUGACGCAUGUUGCCUUAUAUGUCCACUCGGUAAGCAAAUGUGUGCGCGUAUUGAGGGCAGAUGAAAAGAUGACGUUUAAUAUAUGCUUGUGCUUCAGACACCGGCUUGCCAGGCUCUGUGUGAUACAUUCACAAGUGAACCGUCAGGCCGAUAAGUGGGGUGAAUGUGCGGUUUCCAUAUAGGGAGGAUAGCUCGGCAGAUUUAAAGUCCGUUUCGGUCUGAGAGUCAGGCUGCAAUGGCUCCUUUUUAAUGUGGCCUUUAUGGCACUCUCACCACAGUUUGGGAUCCGAGCCAGGCGUUGGCGGCACGCCCAGGUGCGGCUUCGGCCGUGCCAGCCUCCAAAUCUCUCUUGUGUUGGUUGAAAUCCUGGUUAUUUGUUGUGUGGACCAGGGGUUGUGGUGGAACGCCAAGGUGAGGAUCCGUCCGAGCCAUCCACCUGCGGCCUCUCUCGUCUCCGGUCUUCUAGACUCUGUCUUGACACCGGGCUCGGGCGAGGGAGGAGGAGAAAGUGUAGGUAAAGGCUACGCAAGUCUACCGGCACUAUAAACCCCUGCGUAAGUCACCGGCCCUGCUCCCAUUGCAUCGAAAACGAUGGUCGAACUGUCAGUUGGUGGUGGUGGUGGUGGUGGUGGUGGUGGUGGUGGUGGUGGUGGUGGUGGUGGUGGUGGUGGUGGUGGUGUUAAUGAGGAUGAUAGCGCUGGGCGCGCUGAAUGA